Zeugodacus cucurbitae (melon fly) is the source of this 1482-nucleotide messenger RNA. It is a transcript of the gene ATPsynC, whose product is annotated as ATP synthase lipid-binding protein, mitochondrial. Bases 273 to 689 code for a protein of 138 amino acids. Lineage: Eukaryota; Metazoa; Arthropoda; Insecta; Diptera; Tephritidae. Gene Ontology annotation, biological process: proton transmembrane transport; proton motive force-driven ATP synthesis. Gene Ontology annotation, molecular function: proton transmembrane transporter activity. The transcript is spliced from 4 exons. The record is from RefSeq and is a predicted model, not a curated record.
UUUUCCGGUUGCGGCUCCGCCAUCUUAAUAAAAGUGUGCAUGUGUGAAAAAAUGUCUAUCACAGGGAAACGAGUUGGAAUGAAACCGAAACGAAACAACACGAUUGCGAACGUCAACGAACGGCAGCGGUGAAUUUGUCAGUGGAAGAAGACCAUCGCAACGUUACGAAAGCAAUUUUGUGGCACUGUCAAGACUUUAGAUAAAUUAGCACCGUGCGCUAGCUUCAAUUUCUGGUUGAUCCACGUAGCAUCAUCAAAUUAAUAUAUACAAAAAUGUUCGUGUCAACAGUCUCCCGUAUUGCCCCCGUCGCCAGGACCGCUCUCCUUAACGGUUCAAAGCAAUACUUGCGACCAUUGAGCAGCGCUGUGAUUAGCCAGAGCCAAUCCUUGGCAGCUCAGAACACAACGCCCGUUGCUUUACUGCCACAAAUCAGGUCAUUCCAGACCUCUCCAGUCACUCGUGACAUUGAUUCUGCUGCCAAAUUCAUUGGUGCUGGUGCUGCAACAGUCGGUGUUGCCGGUUCUGGUGCUGGUAUCGGAACAGUGUUCGGUUCCCUCAUCAUUGGUUAUGCCAGAAAUCCAUCGUUGAAACAACAGUUGUUCUCAUAUGCUAUCUUGGGUUUCGCCUUGUCUGAAGCUAUGGGUCUUUUCUGUCUUAUGAUGGCCUUCUUGCUGCUCUUCGCUUUCUAAAGUGUAUGUCAUUGAAAGUUUAUAAACAACAGUAAUAGCAAUAACAACAGCUACACCAUUUAUUGUUUUUAAAAAACAUCCAAGAAUAAAAACACGUUUAUUUAAGUUUAAAACGAAAAUAAAAAUACUAUGAUAAAAAAACCAGAAAUGUGCAGAAUACGUUAAAUCAAAGCGAAAAACCACCCUUACCGAAAGCAGAAAAACAGCGAGUAAAUUGCGAACGAAAUGUAUGAAAGAAGUUAAGCGCCGGAUCGAUGAUAUAGUCAGUUAAUAGAACGAACACCAGCUAGGGCAAUCUCGUUUGAUCUCGGAUCAGUUUAGCGGAAUGGAACGUUUCAAUUAAAAUCACAUACAAAAACACAAGUCUACAGCUAUGAUUUCUCACAAGUAGACCUAUAAGUUUAAAAGCGGGAAGCAAUUUAAAGUUUUAGCCAUGAUGUGUGAGGUCGUGUUUGGCCUGUGAGCGCUCUCGUUAAAAACUAGAAAUACAGGAAACAUUCGAUGCAAUCAAUCAUGGAAUAAUAAAAUGAAUAUGUCUGUGAAGUUGUGUUUUUUGUACGUGAUUUUUAUUGACGCCAAAAGUUAUUCUUGCUCAACUUAUUUCGAGAAGUUGGUAUACAUUCCGUAUGUAUACAUACGUUGCUGCCAACGCAUUUCUUAAAGAAUUAUAUCUAAACAUAAAAAGAAUUGAGUCCUUAUUAUGAUAGUGCUAAUAAAAAUCAUUUAUUGCAUACGAAUUGUAACAUAAAGUAGAUACUGAAUAGUAAUAAAGAUGGAAUUAAUGACUGGAGAA